Molecule: messenger RNA, 10049 nt
Organism: Cygnus olor (mute swan)
Lineage: Eukaryota; Metazoa; Chordata; Aves; Anseriformes; Anatidae
Gene: ACAP3
Product: ArfGAP with coiled-coil, ankyrin repeat and PH domains 3
Exons: 25
Coding region: 937-3522 (861 amino acids)
Cellular component (GO): cytoplasm
Molecular function (GO): protein binding; GTPase activator activity
Source: RefSeq, a predicted model, not a curated record
GCCCUGCAGCUGCAAAGGGCCGUUUUCAACCUGCAGUUUCUUGCUGUCUCACCUGCUCUGCGCUUUUUUCUUGCCAGCUUCCUCAGAGGUACAGCAGAAGGCCAGGGGUCAGCUCCCGGACAGCCCCGCUGUAUCAGUGCAGCUUCAGAGCCCCGUGGCUGGGGCUGGGGAAGGUGUAACAAAUGCUCCGUGAAGUGCUCAGCAGGUAGCGGGCUUUGUAAGUACGUCUCACGGCGCAGCAGGAAGCAGAGGAGCCCAUCGUAGGCAGCAGCCGCGUUUCUUGCAUCCGGUAUUUUUGAACGAAAGCAGAUCCCAAGCUGUCUUCUGUAAUAUGCAGCGGUGAUUAAUAACCUCGUGUGCUUCCGCUGGAUUUGAUGCUUGGCUUGGGCUGAGACGUAGCGAGCAUCACUCGGCGAGAUGAGUCCAGGGCUCUCGGAUGCGGGGAGCAGAGCCACGUCCUUUCCUCGCGCGGCUUUGGCAGGGCUUCGGUGUUCUCACUGAAGUACAUCGCGGGUAAUUUAGGAGCAGCACACCUCCCUGCUCUCCGCUUCAGCCUGCCUUGUGGAAAGAAGGGAGGCUCUGCCCUCGUGUGUUAUCACGUGCGUGCCACGCGAGGCAUGCAGGGAGCGCAGUGCCCACGGCCGUGUGACAUCAGCGGGCCUUUGCUGUCACUGAUCAGCGCGUGAUGCGAGACGUCCCAGUCAGCUAGCUGCUCACAAGCCACAUGAAGCCCUGGAGGGUGCUCGUGGGUAGGAGAGCCGCUCUCUCACGUGCUCUUUAUCUGAAAAUGCCAAAGAUCUCAUGGGUGCUAGGGGAGGAGCUGACAACACCUGGCCUUCUGCCCCGCUCCGGUCCUGCGCGAGGACAGGCUCGCUCCUCGGUCCCACCCGGAUUACUCGGGACUGUAGGAAACGUUGGCUGCCUCGGAGCUGACAGAUGGGGACUGCGCUCACCUGUGGAAGGGCGACCAUCGAUGAAGUGGAAACAGAUGUGGUGGAGAUAGAAGCGAAGCUUGACAAGCUGGUGAAGCUAUGCAGUGGGAUGAUUGAAGCAGGCAAGGCCUACAUCACCACAAACAAGCACUUUGUCAGCGGAGUCCGGGACUUGUCGCAGCAGUGCAAGAAGGAUGAAAUGAUUUCGGAGUGCCUCGACAAAUUUGGAGACAGUCUGCAGGAAAUGAUCAACUACCACAUGAUCCUGUUUGACCAGGCUCAGAGGUCUGUCCGGCAGCAGCUGCACAACUUUGUGAAAGAUGACGUCCGGAAGUUCAAGGAAACCAAGAAGCAGUUUGACAAGGUACGAGAAGACAUGGAGAUUUCGCUGGUAAAGAAUGCCCAGGCACCUCGGCACAAGCCCCAUGAAGUGGAGGAGGCAACGGGCACCCUGACCAUAACCAGAAAGUGCUUUCGGCACCUGGCCCUGGACUACGUGUUGCAGAUCAACGUCCUGCAGGCCAAGAAGAAGUUUGAAAUCCUGGAUGCGAUGCUGUCCUUCAUGCACGCCCAGUACACCUUCUUCCAGCAGGGCUACAGUCUUCUCCAUGAACUGGACCCUUACAUGAAGAAGCUUGCCACAGAGCUCGACCAGCUGGUGAUUGAUUCUGCAGUGGAGAAGAGGGAGAUGGAGCAUAAGCACGCGCUGAUACAGCAGAGGACCCUCCUGCAGGACUUCUCCUACGAUGACUCAAAGGUGGAGUUUAACGUCGAUGCCCCAAAUGGAGUGGUAAUGGAAGGCUACCUCUUCAAGAGAGCUAGCAAUGCGUUCAAAACAUGGAAUCGGAGGUGGUUCUCCAUACAAAACAGCCAGCUGGUGUACCAGAAGAAGCUAAAGGAUGUCCUCACAGUAGUGGUGGAAGACCUGCGGCUCUGUACUGUCAAGCCAUGUGAAGAUAUAGAGAGGAGGUUUUGCUUUGAGGUCGUCUCACCUACCAAGAGCUGCAUGUUGCAGGCUGACUCGGAGAAGCUGCGUCAGGCCUGGAUUCAGGCUGUUCAAGCCAGCAUUGCUUCUGCAUACCGGGAGAGUCCUGACAGCUACUACAUUGAAAGACUGGACCGGACUGCUUCCCCAUCAACUAGCAGCAUUGAUUCUGCUACCGACUCGCGGGAUCGCAACGUGAAAGGGGAGACCAUCUUGCAGAGGGUGCAGAGCAUCCCUGGGAACGACCAGUGCUGUGACUGCGGUCAGCCAGAUCCCCGCUGGGCCAGCAUCAACCUGGGCAUCCUGCUGUGCAUCGAGUGCUCUGGUAUCCACAGGAGUCUGGGCGUUCACUGCUCCAAAGUCCGAUCUCUCACGCUGGACUCCUGGGAGCCAGAGUUACUGAAACUGAUGUGUGAGCUGGGGAACAGCACCAUGAAUCAGAUUUACGAGGCGCAGUGUGAAGAGUUGGGACUUAAGAAACCGACAGCAGGGAGCUCCAGGCAGGACAAGGAAGCCUGGAUCAAGGUGAAGUACGUGGAGAAGAAAUUCCUGAAGAAGCUGCCAAAUGGGGAGGCUCUGGCAGAGAACGAGCGGAAACCUCGGCGCUGGUGUGUGAAGAAGUGCCAGAGGCACAACAGCGCCACGAAAGCACCCACAGCUCGUAGGAAGUACCGCCACGAAGCAGGCAAUGCAUCGCCAGCCAUGUUGUCGUCAGCAGCCACGCUGGAGAGGAAGUUCCGUCGAGAUUCCCUCUUCUGCCCCGAUGAACUGGACUCUCUCUUCUCCUACUUUGACACUGGUGCUGGCUCUGGCCCACGCAGUGCCAGCCACAUCUCUAUGCAGCAUCCGCUAACAGGUGGCCCAUGGAGUGGCAGUGGCAUUGGUCCCGGUGGGAGCGGUACGCCGUUCCUCCUGGACGGAGGUCUGAGCAGUGACAGCGGGCUUGGGGGAAGCACGGACGGCAGCACGGAUAUCCUGGUGUUUGGCUCCGUGGUGGACAGCGUGACGGAGGAAGAGUGCGAGGUGUCGGAGGAGUCGAGUGGUGAAGCAGAGAUUGAGCAGGAGGCAUCAGAUUUGGAGGACCUGCGGGAGCUGCAUCCUGGCUUGUUGGUCUACAAGGCGGCACAAGCCCGAAACCUGCCACUCAUGGCAGAAGCCCUGGCUCAUGGUGCUGAAGUCAACUGGGUGAACGAUGAAGAUGAAAACAAAACUCCUCUGAUUCAAGCCGUGAUGGGGGGCUCCUUGAUAGCCUGUGAAUUCCUGCUGCAGAACGGGGCAGAUGUUAACCAAAGAGACAGCCGAGGCCGGGCUCCCUUGCACCAUGCCACGUACCUGGGGCACACUGGCCAGGUCUGCUUGUUCCUCAAGCGAGGGGCGAACCAGCAUGCAGUGGACAGCGACGGGCAGGACCCGCUAAGUAUCGCAGUCCAGGCGGCCAACGCAGACAUCGUUACCUUGCUGCGUUUGGCUCGAAUGAAUGAGGAAAUGCGAGAGGCAGAGGGCCCCUUUGGACAACCAGGUCAAUAUCCCAGCAACAGCCCUACUGAGCUCCAGUACAGGAAGUGUAUACAAGAGUUCAUCAGCCUUAACAUAGAUGAGUGUUAGUGACAACUCCCCCACCUCCCCUUUGCAGUCUUGAAGUGGGGCCAGAUUUCUGGAAGCCCCGAGAGCCCCAUCCUUGGUAUAUUGGUGUUUCUUGCAGAUUGGUCUGUUUUUGAUGCCUGCGCAUAUAGGUUGAGAUGCGUGCAGGAAGGAAAAGGGAUCUUUCCUGCUAGCAUAAAGUUCUCAUGCUUGACUACUGGAUGGUUGAUUUUUGUGUAGGAGAUUCUUAGGGCAUAACCACAGACCAUGGCGUGUGAACUCGAGUGUGUGAAAAGUAUGGGAGAAGAGUUUAGCAUUAAACAAAACAAAACAAAAAAAAAAAAAAAGAAAAAAAGAAAGAAGAAAAGGAAACCCUCUAUCACCAGGAGAAGCCCGCCAACAAUAGGGUCAGACGAACCUCUCGUGUCUCUGUUUCGGUGCAGUCACCACGCGCUGAAUUCUCGUCUGAACAGUUUGGAAGGGAUUCUGACGGGGAGCCCUCUCCUGGCAGUGCGACCAGUAGCCUGCUCUCUCCUGGGACUCUGCAGCAUCUGGGAGCUGCUGGGGCCAGUUUAGAAAACUCAAAUGCGACCUCUAAGUCGGGAACAGGCUGUUUCGUGGGGCAGGUGCUUCGCUGCACAGCAGAAGGGGUAGAAUUGAGAGCCAUGGCUACCCACCUCACUUGCUCUCAGGACUAUUACCAGCCACGCUCCCCUUUUUUUGGCCUUGGUGGUUAGCUGGUCAAAGCCAUAGCUCACCUGCUUCCUGGGCCGGGAUGCGCUCUGCCCAUGGUAUGAAGCAGCAAUGCUAACUUUUUUGAGGCUGGGAGAAGCUUGUCGCUGGCGAUGGGCUUUUCUGUCAGGGAAGAAAAGCCAAGUCCAACUGCCACUGCCAAGCUGGCUGGCUGCAGGAUGCAAUUUGGUUUGGUUUGUUUCCUGGUCACCGUAUUUCUGACUCAGUGUCUCUGUGAAGGAGACUUCUACCUGCAUGUGUAUCCCCUGUGCUCACCCCGCAUGCUGAAGCAUGUGAGUAGGGCAUCUCAGCAGCUGGCCCGGGGACUUCUGCGUUUCCCAGUUCCAAUGACCAGCAGAAUCUUCUUUUUUUUCUUUCCUUUUCCUGGUAUUAUUCUUUGCUGGAGUGGGGGAAUGUGUUUCUACUCAGAGCACUUUGUUGCUGGUGUUUAUGGUCUGUUACGGGGGUCAUGCUACAGUAGCCCUGCAGAGAUGGUGCAGCCAGGUGCUCCUAUCUCAGGAGGGCUUACCGAGCAUGGGUACCUCCGCCAGAUCCUCCUCUGGCUGGGAACUUGGAUGCCAAGCUGAGAUGUGCUCCUGCAAGAGCCGCUUCAGAAUGCCCUCAAACUGCUGUUGGCAUCAGAAUUUUUCAGGACUCGUGGGCGGCAGCCCACAGCUGGUAUUCAGUCUGCCUGGGCACCUCGGCUGCUGGCUCUGGGGUUGGGCCACUGUGCCUUACAGAUAGUGCUGGGAUCCUGAAGGGGUCGGGAUCUCAUGAGGAACACAAAUACCAGGCAGAGUUCCCCGUCCUCCUGCGUUACAUCAGCAGUGAUACACAAUCAUACUAUUUUUCAUCCACUCUUUGACUUCCUUUCUUUGUAAACUGGCUGGUGUCUUGCUGCAGCCCUUGGGGGGUCAAACCUUUGCAGGUUUAUUUCUAUCCUCAGAUACCAGAAGAGCCCAGCUCCUCGCUUGAGAUGGUGCCCUCAGACUGGUCCAGCAGUGCUCAGAGUACGCCCGUGUGUCUGCAAGUGGAACAAAAAAGAAGCUCCCCUUAGGCUCUGGUAGUUGUCCCCUCGGUUCAAGGGAGUGUCCCUGCUUCCCUCGGGAAGUGCUGCCCCACAUCCUGCUGCAGACAGAUCACCAUUUUCUGUCUCUGCAGUCUGGGGCUUGAAUUCCAUCUUUCUCUUGUGGCUUUCUCAUUCCUGUUCUCUCCUGAAGCUGCGGGAUGCCCAGUGCCAAGUUCUGAGCUCAGUUCCAGUUGUCUGUUGUGAGCCCGAAGUAGUCCCAGUGACCGUGUUGGAACUGCUGCAGCUCAGUGGCGGCGCAGAAUCCGGUCCCAGGGCCUUUCUUUCGUCCCUAAGCCAUAAACAAUCUCCUUCCACCAAUCUUUAAAGAAUUAAUGAGCUUGGCCCCCUCAGCCUUUUUACCCCUGGCAAUGCCUUUCGCUGCAUCUUCUCCAUCAUUCCACCCCUCCUGCCUCGAGGACCAGGCUCUGUACCUGCACCCAGCACGCAGACUGGCUUUCUCCUUUCUCAGCUGCUCAAUGCCUGGUCUGAAACUUUCAUCCUUAACCAGGCAAUGCUCCCUCUGUGAGUUGGGGCUGUAGGAUGUGCCCUUACCUGCCCUCUGCCAAGUGUUCGCUGGGUCUGGGCCGUGUUCUGAUCAGCCGUGACACCCUCAGGAGUGAUGCAGAACUGCAUGCAGGACAAAGCAGCGCGGCAUAAACCGCUGGGAUGUCUGUAUCCUUUGUUCAGAGGGGGAUUUCUCCGGGAGCAGGGACCACGCUCCGAUCGUGGCUGACUCGGGCAUGUGCCCCUGGGGGUGAUGCCAAAUGCAGGUGGACGUGUGCUGUUGCUGCAGUGCUGCUACAUCAUCUCCCUCAGCUCGCAUUUAAUAUGCCCAGGGUUAAAUCUCUUUCUGCCUGAUACCCGUGAGGGUAGAGCCAGCAUCGCUGCCCAUCAGUGGUUUUGUGCAGGAUUACAGAACGUUACUACUUCACAUUCUCCUGGAGCUUCAUCUUUCCUUUGCGCUGGUUUUCUUCCUGGUCCAAGUCACCCCAAGUUUACAGGGGCUCCCCCUCGGAGCAGUGGUGCCUUUCACUUGUGUCACUGCCUUGUUGGACACCCUCGUGAGCUCAGCCUGCUUGCUCUGCAGCCAGUGGCUGGCUGAGCCCUUCAGCAGGGCAGCACCGUGCUCAUGGUUAGAUCACCCCGUGGCAUCCAGAUCAGUGCUUGAGUGCUCAGUACAGGACAGGGACCAGUAUGCAGACAAGAACCGUCUUUUCUGCCUGGGUCAGGAACUGGGAGACCCUCUGUAAUGAAUUCUCUUGAAAAUCCCAGCCCGUUUUAUGCUUACUGCAUCUGAUGAGAUGUUUGUCAGAGCUGAUGUGGUUCCCCUCAAGCUGUGGCCUUUUCCAGAAGGCCACACUGAAUCUUCCAGGCAUCUUCCAGGGUACUUCAGAGAUCGUGGAAGUGGAACAGAUGUCUCACCACCACCACGGUCCUACUCUGUUAAGGAACUUCAGCAUGAUCGUCAUCUAGCAACGUUUUCCACAUGCACAGCAACUUAAAACACCCCAGUUGGUUUUCCGGCUUCUUAGGAGAAGUUAGGAAUAGGCCUGAUCCUUUCUGUAAGCCAAGGAGGACUGGAGACGUGGCUUCCACUUUGGGUCAUUUUAUUUCACAGUUGGCAUGAGUGACUCAUGAGAACAAAACAAGAACCGGGUACAGUUAGGUCCAGUGAAGCUCAGACUUACUGCUGAAGUACAUGAAGUUAAAGCGUGUGUAAAUACUGAUGCAAAAAGCAGUGUCUUGCAAGACAAUUUAUUUAACAUGUAUUGGUACUUUAUUUAGAGUCAAUGUAUAAAGCAACUUUGUGCACUUUUCCUACAUACAGUAUUGGGGGGUUUUAUGUUCUUUUGUUAUGGAUUUUGUGCUGUCUUUUUUAAUCAGUGGAAUUGUUAAGUAUUUAAUUUAUUAUUGAUGUGCCCAGAGGACUAGUGCAAUUUUUAUUCAAUACAGUUUGUCUGUAUUUAAUGUCAGGAUUUUUUUGUAGCAUUGUUAGGGAAUAUUUUUCAAAACCUGCCUUUUUUUUCCCCGCAGCUCUCCUCUUCCCCCUUCCCCACCCCCCUUUUCUCUUCUAUUUUCAUUAUACAGAUGACGAGGCAUGAAAUGCCUCUAGUUUGUAAUAUAAUCAUCCACUUUAGUACAUCCUGCAGUUUCUAAACAAAAAAGGUUCUCCAGGAAAAAAUGCUAAGGAGGCACUUCUCAUUGGUUUGUGUUUGAUUUAUUAGGUUGGGGUGUGUGUGUGUGCGUGCCUAGAGCUUUGGAGGGGGGAGUGGGGAAGUUGUACAUAAAAUUUGUUUUCAGCAAAAUAAAUGGCCAACUGGGCUACAGGGAAGGCUAGAUCUGAACGCUUUUUUUUUUUCUCUCUGAGUACAGCUGUAUUUGUGUUGUACAAUCUUGUUUGAAAUACUGAAUGCCAAAACUCCUCUUCUCAUUCUUUCUUUUCAAAGCGUGCAUAUGUUGUAACUGUGACAGUAACUUGGCUGCAACCACAGAUAACGUGAGAGGCUUUGCCUUUGUCUCGAAAGCAACAUGCCAGGCAUUGUCCAAACGCAAAUGGACCCACACCAUUGCCCCAGCCCUGCAGAUUCUGUCAUCCUUUGAGUUUUUGAGACCUGGGUGAAUAUUCACAUACCUGUACUAGUUUUUUUAAGUUGACACAAACCCUGUAACCGAGUGCCUGCACAGGUAGUCUGGGUUUGAGUCUUGGAGGCACCUGUCUCUGAUUCCCCAUGGGACAACUUCAAGUUGCUGGCAAGUUGAAAUGAUCCCCCCCGUGCCAUCAAGGGAUGCCUUGGGUGUUUUUAAUGUUGCGGUCUCAGAGAUGCUCUCUGUACUGAGAAACUCUGAGCAAUCUUGAGGAAAAACACAGAAUUGGAAGAACUGGUGUCAAACGCUUUUGUUUAAAGACGAGCUGAGACUGUGAUAAGCAUAAAGUAGAUCAGUAACAUCUCAGACCAGCACAAAUGGCCAUUAUUUAUGCAAGAGAAAACCAGGACCUCCCAAAGAAAUGCACUGAUAACUGACGGUCCGGCAGCCCUAACGCAGCUGUCCUCUGCUGCUGCUGGGCUGCCCCUGACCCUACUCCUCUCUUCUCACUGCCCGAGCAUUAUUGCUUUCAACCAAAGACAAAACAGAGUGAACGGAUUCAAUGUGAUAUUAAACACUUGGUUUGCUGAUGACAAACGUCGGUGUGAGUGUGCCUGCGUGCGAGAGCAUUUGGUGCUGUUGUGUGGAGAAGGGUGGGCAAGGAGGGACCGAGCAGAAGGGAGAGUGGGAGUUUGAAAGAACUUUAUUUUUUUUUUUGAGAUUCCAAAAUAUACAGUGCUGUUUCCAUAGGAAUGUGAUUCAUAUCGCAGUCUGCCUGCUGGCUCCUCUGCCUUGUAGGGAAAUUGGACUGGGGUACGUACCUAGCACGUGUUAGUGGGAGGAAAGGGCAGGCAAAUAGUUACGGGGAGGUAAAGAGGGGCAGAGGUGGGAGCCACGAUGGUUUCCAGGGCAUGAGGAGGACCUUGUGUGUUCCUAGUGCAGGAGCCGAGAUGGCUGGAGAGGCUGGCUGAAGCAGGAGCAUCCCUCCACAAACAUCCUGGCUCACGGUGACGGCCGUGGAGGAGCACGUUCAGUUUGUGUGUCCUCCUGCUCCACUCGCUGACACUGGAAGCGGCCAGGCGCUUGCCUUCAGGUUGUCAGUGGAGCUGUAGACCUGUCUCAGUCACUUCCACCCAUCCCGUCCCUCCAUCAGCAUGGGAAUAUUAGAGUGGAUUCCCCAUCCUGGGAGCCCUUGGUGUGACGCCUGGGGCUGCUGGAUCAUAGAGGGCGAGUGAGCCUUUCUUACGGCAGGGCGACACAGCCUGGGCUGGAAGCCUUUGGGACGAGACAGCCCAACCAGCCUCUUGCUGGCCAAGGCUCCUGUACCUUCCUAUCUAAACAGCACGGAGAGAAAGUUCUUCAGCCAAGUAAAAGCUGCUACGUGUGGUUGAUUAACAUGGCUCCGAUACACGCCGAAUGGCUGGGCUGCUGCACCAGGGGCUGGCACUUGCUGUAAAUACGCUAUAACCUAUUAACCUCCUUCACUUGCCUGCUUUCAGUACAACUUUGUAACACGUUUUAUAAUUGCCCCUUUCCCUACACAGCCUGUACUGACUGUAACUAUGGAACCAGAUAUUCUGUAUGUUAUUACCUUUGUACAAUUUUAAAACUGUUGCUGUGGUGUCUGCCUUUUUUUCCUCCCUUCUCUUCUAUUGUCUCUUGAAACACUGUUAAUAAAAAUCUAGAUGAACUCUUUCCCUCCUCUUUCUCUGGCUUUAUUUAUUUAUGUACGGUUUCUUGCCUUGUUGCCCGUAUUAACUGGACCUAGAACACCAACUCUUUUAACCUGUUUUCUUUUUCCACUGCAACCCACAGCUUGAAUCUUAUGUCAGUGAAGAGAAUGCCGCGUAACUGCUCUGCUUUUUGCUGGGUUUCUGCGACGCUGUCUUGUGAUAAUGUGAUUUCAGGGUGCUUGGGAAGAAGACGGGGAAGGUGACAGGCUCACAUCACCCCUCAUUCAUGUUUCUUCAGAGUACCUGAGUCAGUCGCUGCUCGCUGUGUUACGAGCUCUGCUGCUGACUGCCCUGUAAAAGGAGACCUUGCACUAGAUGAAAAAUCUCCGUGUUCUGCACAUGGACCGCUUGUUCCCCUGUAUCACUGCAAUCCUUCCCCCUGGGUUUCUCUCAUCUCAUGUGCCUGUGGCAGAAAAAUAAAAAUAAAAGAA